AUGGAGUGUGGCAAUCAUGCAGAGCUGCAUUUUCGGCAUUUGCCAGCGGCUGACAACCCUCCCCAAGUAGCGCAUCAACGCCCGCAGAUUAUCGACCGCUCAAAGGAGGCCAGUAACCUCGAUGAUUCCACAAGAAGCCCUGAAUACCAGAACGCCGGGCAACUUGAGCUUGAAGAGCCCAUUCCGAGUUAUUAUGAUGACAAGAGACCGCCAAACAUCAACGAAGAUGAGGACGAUGACAGUUCUUGUCGAGCCCAGCCUCACAGCCUUGCUCACUUUGGCUCGAAGAAUUCAAUCACGACUUCUUUCUCGUCCACUGCAGCAACGAGGGGUAAGGGCACACGUGGAAGGUCCUCAGAUUCAUCUUUGUAUGAUUCUGCAGAAUCAGUCUUCCAAUGGAACCGCUCACACGAGCUCGAAAGGCUGCCAUACUUGUCCAAUGUCCCCACUGAACAUCACUUUUCAAAUCUAUCACACAAUUUUUUGAAGUCUAGCAAUUCAACAAGUACCUCCUUUAGAGAAAGAGACAAUAGCCUUACCAACAAGGAGCUAACAAGUCGGCAAGCAGAGGUCAGAUGUGGUCAGCACCAAACGAAACGGCUUCCUCCAGAUAACGCUUCAUCUAACGGUGACAAUGAUUAUAUCAACAUUAUAGGGAGCCCCGGCAUAAAUGGUUCCAGUACUGUAGAGAAGAAUGACAGCUUGAAAAACCAGGAGGACAAUCAAGUACGUCGAGAAACCAUAGAAAGGCCCGAAGACCACGAUCGCGGAAGCAGAGCAAGAACUCUUGGAAUCCUUUCUAAUAAUACUGGUUAUUCCGGGGCCAAAGAUCCGGAGACGAGACGUCAUGAAGCGAUUCGUGAUGAACGGGGCAGGUACUCGAACACAAGGAAAGCUGUCAUGAUCAUUUCCAUCAUCGUGGCGAUCCUCGCCAUCAUUGCAAUGAUCAUUCUUCUCGCUCAGAUUGAAAGUAAAAGAGGAGGUAGAGCCAUUUUCAUGGGAUUCUCGCUCAUUGUCGAAGUCGCUGUUGCCGCCGGCAUGAUCGCGUGGGACAGCAACAAAGUCGAAGUCCUUAUCAGUAUGAACCUUGUCUUCGUUUUCGGAAUCUUCGUCACCGGCCAGCUAGACACUUUGAUCGGCUCCGGGUAA
Molecule: messenger RNA, 1149 nt
Organism: Verruconis gallopava
Lineage: Eukaryota; Fungi; Ascomycota; Dothideomycetes; Venturiales; Sympoventuriaceae
Exons: 2
Coding region: 1-1149 (382 amino acids)
Source: RefSeq, a predicted model, not a curated record